UCAGGCUUGGGUCUUCCCCCUUAGCCAACACAUUCCUUUGGCUACUCUCGUUUUAACAACUUGGAAAAUUUAUUUAGAAAAAAUAAAAAUUUGUAAAAAUUUUAUGACGAUUGGAAAAGAAGAGAAGGCAUCCAAAUCUGUAGUAACAUCCAGACCGAUUCGCGAUGCAGGCUCACCACGCGAUGCCCGACUUCCGGUGCCGGAACAAUUGCCAGCACAAGGAGUGCCAGAGGCAUGCUCCCCUGGGCAUCAUUGACCAGCACACGCAGUGCAAGUGCCUGGGUGAGGUGAAUGCCUCCUCAAUAUUCCUGGAGAACGUCCUGGAUUUGGCCAAUACGCUGGCCCAGGUGAUGAUCAUCUGCGGACUGCACGAGUGCAAGGCCAAAUCGACGGUGGACAUCAUCUCCUAUGCCUUCCUGCACUAUGACCAGGUGUGUUACUGCUUGGACACCACACCGAAGAAGCGGCUGCGGAAGGAGGACCUCUUCCACGAGCUGGGCAAGAAGUCGCUGAUGAACAAGGUGGAGGCCCAUCUGGCCUAUGCCAUUAUAAAGCGCGGCUUCAAGGCCUUUUACUACGAACCGAAGCAGGAUUUGACCUAUGACGAACAGGGCAGACCCUCCUACAAUGAUGAGUGCGUUUGGGUCCAUGCCGCUCGCAAGUCGGCGGAAAGCUGUGCCCGCUUCGACGGAUUAUCCUGUGCCGAGCAGUUGGCCUACGAGGCCAAGAUUAAGAUCGUCUACAAGAAGUUCUAUGACCGGAUGCAGACCCGCAAGCGGCAGCCGGAGGGCGAUGACUGCAACUGUUGCUUCUGUGCCAAGAAGCGUGGUCAUUUGGUGUAUGCCAAGGAGCCGGUGCCAUGUAGUUCUGCACCCAAGAAGACCCGGCACGUGUGUCCCUAUUGCUGCAAGAAGAAACAGAAGCAACAAUAUACACAUCCAGCCCGCCAACCGGCCAAGUGUCCCAAGUGCCACAAGUCGAGGAAGUUCUGUUGCUGUGCCAAGAUGGACUUCAACCUGCAAUGGGUCAGGAGCAUUUGGGAGCGACCCGAUUUCAAUCAGUACUACAAGAACGAGAUUGCCGAAAUCGAGGAUCGUCUGGUCAAGGGCACCUGCUGGGUGCCAUUGGAACCAGAAGAGAAGCUCGGCGACGGGGAAGAGGGCGAGGAGGAGGAGAUUAUUCCGGAAAUGCCAGCGGAGGCUCUGCUAGCCCUUGCUGGCAAGGAGCUGCCCAGCACCCAGCCAGCCGAAACAACCGCCGAGGGUUCGCCAACAAAACAAGGAUCCGUUAUCGAGGAAGCUGUUGAGGCCUAAGCCCCACUCGUAGAUAGGGUCGCUUUUCGGUUCUGGUUUUAGCCCUAUACAUACUCUCGGGAGUCCUUCAACCAAAUUCAAGGUGAUGCAGACCAAAUUUAAGAAAUAAAUCAUUUUAUACAAGAUAUGGAAAAUA
Messenger RNA from Drosophila serrata, 1449 nucleotides. RefSeq lists its product as uncharacterized. NCBI's taxonomy places the organism in Eukaryota, Metazoa, Arthropoda, Insecta, Diptera, Drosophilidae. The record is from RefSeq and is a predicted model, not a curated record.